ACUUCCACUUGCACUCUCCGUUCAACUGGACAGCCGAGCACCUAGCAAAAUGAAAUUCUUCUUGUUCUGCGCCUUCAUCGCCGCCGUGGCCGCCGAUGUCAGCCACCUGCCAUCCAGCCAGUACCUGCCCCCCAGCCGUGGUGUGGCCUCGGCUCCCGUGGCUUCCUACGCCGCUCCUGCCCCCAGCUACAGCGUAGAGGCCUCGGCUCCAGUUGCCUCCUACUCCGCUCCCGUUGAGUCCAGCUACUCCGCUGCUGCUUCUGCUCCAGCGGUGUCUUAUGCUGCUCCAGCUGUGUCCUACGCCGCUCCUGCCCAGAGCUACUCUGCUCCCGCUGCCACCUACACCGCUGCUGCUUCUGCCCCAGCUGUGUCCUACGCCGCUCCUGCCCAGAGCUACUCUGCUCCCGCUGCCACCUACACCGCUGCUGCUUCCGCCCCAGCUGUGUCCUACUCCGCUCCCGCUGAGUCCUACGAGACCGCUGCCUCUGAGCCCGCCCACACCUUCUCGGCCAACGAUGGAUACCGCUACAAGACCCAGAGGCGCGUCGUCCUCCGUCGUCAUCGUCGUGGUGUGCCUUCCAACGACUACCUGCCCCCCUUCCAGGGAGCCGCUUCUGCCCCAACCAGUGAGUACCUGCCCCCAGCAGCUUCCGCCCCCGCUCCCGUCUACCAGCCCGCCCCAGCUGCCUCUGCCCCAGCUGUGUCCUAUGCCGCCCCAGCUGCCGAGCCCGUUGAGAGCUACGAAACCGCUGCUUCUGCUCCUGCCCACUCCUUCUCCUCCAACGAUGGAUACCGCUACAAGACCCACAAGCGUGUGGUGCUCCGCCGUCACCGUCGUGAUGUGAGCCACCUGCCCUCCAACGAUUACCUGCCCCCAGCAGCCUCUGCCCCCGAACCAGUGUACUCCGCUCCCGCCCAGAGCUACUCAGCUCCCGCUGCCACCUACACCGCUGCUGCCUCCGCCCCAGCUGUGUCCUACGCCGCUCCUGCUCAGAGCUACUCCGCUCCUGCUGCCACCUACAGCGCUGCUGCUUCUGCCCCAGCUGCCUCCUACGCCGCUCCCGCCCAGAGCUACUCUGCUCCUGAGUUCUACACCGGCGCCGCUUCCGCCCCAGCUGCCUCCUACUCCGCCCCAGCUGCUUCCUACUCCGCCCCCGCUGAGAGCUACGAGACCGCCGCCUCUGAGCCCGCCCACUCCUUCUCCGCCAACGAUGGAUACCGCUACAAGACCCAGCGUCGCCGCGUCCUCCGCCGUCACCGUUACUAGAGGCUCCAACGAACCCCCAGCAAACCGAGUUUAAUUCUGUUAUUUGACUCACUGGUUUCACCUGGGAAACGAAAUUGAGAAAUUCAUAAAUAAUAAAAAUAUUGAAAAAUA
Messenger RNA from Drosophila yakuba, 1378 nucleotides. Its product is annotated as extensin. The transcript has 2 exons. The record is from RefSeq and is a predicted model, not a curated record. Gene Ontology annotation, molecular function: transcription coactivator activity. Gene Ontology annotation, biological process: positive regulation of transcription by RNA polymerase II. NCBI's taxonomy places the organism in Eukaryota, Metazoa, Arthropoda, Insecta, Diptera, Drosophilidae. The coding region runs from base 50 to 1267 and encodes 405 amino acids. Gene Ontology annotation, cellular component: RNA polymerase II transcription regulator complex.